Molecule: messenger RNA, 1508 nt
Organism: Gigantopelta aegis
Lineage: Eukaryota; Metazoa; Mollusca; Gastropoda; Neomphalida; Peltospiridae
Product: protein sneaky-like
Exons: 9
Coding region: 93-1508 (471 amino acids)
Source: RefSeq, a predicted model, not a curated record
CGAAUCUAAGUUUUACUACAAGCACGUUAUUCCAUCUGCCGUUGCAUGAUAAAAACAAAAUGACAUUGACUGAUGUAUAGCUGACCGAAAUAAUGAGUCGCUCAGAAGACUCAAGGUCUUGGCACAGCGAUGAGUUUGGGGAUUACUCAGAAACGGAUCCGCUGCUAGGUGGCAGCACUCACAGUCUAUUUAUCUCCCCUGGUGAGGAGAACCCCGAUAGAGGUUACAGUAGUCCCGACAACUUGUCUCUCGAGGGAUCGGUGAUUAGACAAGGUAGUGACACAGAGUCAGCGAAGAAAAAGUCUCCUAAAAAACCCAAAGGCGCCAGAAAGAAGAAGAAAAGAAGAAAGUGUCCGAAGUUUCUGCGAUUGAUCGGGAAAACGUUACGGAAAGUCUGGCUGUCGGACACAAACCAGUACACUGCGGUUAAAUCAGCGCUGACCUUUCCAAUCGGAAUUCUACUCGGAUACGCGUUCAACCAGGUGGUUCUGACGAAGUUUGACCUCGAGGAGGAGACCUACGAGAUCGCGUCUGCAGGCUGUCUCUUCGUUAUCGCCGUGUGCUUCACGGCCAGUGUUCGCAUGCGCUGCAUGCUCUCUCUCGUGGUGCUGCUCAUCUUCGGCAAGGGCGGCCGUUCCUACGUGUCCGCGUUCGCCAUCAUGUACCUGAUAGCAGGUCCGGUCACUAACAUAAUCUAUAACGCCAAAGAGACCACCAAAAUGCUGACCUGUAUGACUCAGGUUCUGGUCAACCUGACAAGGAACCGAUUUAAACUUCGAACGGAACCCAUCAAGGAAGGGCUUAAAGAUAUCCAGAGUCGUGGUUUUUAUAUAAAGGAAAUCAUCGAGAACCUGCAGAAUUCAUAUCAGCCAAUCAGAGAUGAGAUCGAAGACGACAGCGAGGUUGUGAUGUUGAAGGAUGAACCAAAGAAGGCGCCAAAGUACGAUCCUAAACCGAAGAAAGAGAAGAUGACCAUUGAAGCCGAGAUAACUGACGUGGGCGACGACGAUUCGAAACUGGCUCGAAUUCUCGACAUCGAGAGAAGGUGGCAGAAAAAACUCAACUACCGCUGUGAAGGCGUCUUUCACCUGGCCACCCAACGGUGCCGGAAGUGGUUCGCCAACACAGAGUCCCAGUGUCUGAGUUUCUUCUCCAUAUUCGGCUACAUACUCUGUCUGCCUCUCAAACUGAGCUUCCUGUGCAACAUCAUCCGAAUAUUCACUGGAGUUCUUGGAUUGGACUGCAACUCGGUGUCGAUCAUGAACCCUGGAAUGGGGGAGACGUACAGUGCCGUACACGACAUGGUGUACGGCUUGGAUCAGAACUUUAAAGUGAACAUGCAGUACAAGGUCGUGAACUCACAACAGGAUCUGAACUACAUGAGUGCUGAGCAUGCGCGGAAGGCGACGAUGCGCAUGUUUGAGGAGAAAGCGCGAAUCAUGAAGUUUGUCAUGACCGUCAUGAAGCGUCUGUUGGCCUUCACCUUCAUCAUAGUGUUGAGAAAGUAG